This is a messenger RNA of Cladophialophora immunda, 1855 nucleotides long. RefSeq lists its product as uncharacterized. Gene Ontology annotation, cellular component: RNA polymerase II transcription regulator complex. Gene Ontology annotation, molecular function: transcription cis-regulatory region binding; DNA-binding transcription activator activity, RNA polymerase II-specific. Lineage: Eukaryota; Fungi; Ascomycota; Eurotiomycetes; Chaetothyriales; Herpotrichiellaceae. Bases 1 to 1767 code for a protein of 588 amino acids. The record is from RefSeq and is a predicted model, not a curated record. The transcript has 3 exons.
AUGAAGGAUGAUGCUGACCAGUCCAAGGGCGGUCGGGGAGGCCGUUCAGCCCGGAUGAGCAAUGAGGACAGGAAACUUCGGAAUCGCCUGUCGCAGAAAGCCUUCCGCGCCCGGCAAGCAAUGCGAAUCAAGGAGUUGGAGGAUAGAUUGGAAUCCAGGCCAUCUUCCGAAACCGAACGAAUCGCAGAGCUCGAAGACCGAAAUACUUUUCUCGCCAACAGGCUGUUCGAGUGCCAUAAGAAGCUCGAGAGCCUUCAGGUUACCAUAAAAGCCCUGUCAGAGGCUACCGCGGAGGCACUUGACAUGGUAAUCAACAAGGACAAAAAGAAGGACUCGGAUGCCAACAAAGAGGUAGAAGAUGAGGUUGCUCGUCCAACCUCGGUGCCUUCGUCGACCUCACAUGUUUCUUCACCGAGUCUGAGAGACGUCGCUGUGUCUGCACCGAGGUCAGACUCGACUAGUAAAGGAGGCAUUGUUGUUCCCGAUUCUACUUAUGAUGCCACUCAUCAACGUCCAGAGAUCUUGGCGACUGUAACGAAUUGGUCCGAUAUGGAUACAGGUUACGACGAGAUCCCCGACGACUUCAAGGAUGCCCUGCAAGCAGCAAUAAGCCAUGACCCCGAUAUAUUCGCUUCGUUGGAUCUUCUUGACUCUUCUGGUUCUAACAACGGCGCGACUUUCAUAGACACGAACAAUCCCCUUGUGUGGGAAAAUAUGAUAGCAGAUCCGAUCUUCCAACAACGACUGUCUUUCACUUUUCCGCAGAUGGGCCCGAGUACAUAUUCUGCUGCUGAGAAUCAUGGUCCGGUCUUGGUGCGAGGUCCUCAUGGACAGCUACAUCGGACAACCUCACCGUGGUCGGACCAUAUCACUACUCUUGAAUACUUCUUACGGCAGAAGUGGAAAUCAUUGGGACUUCGGAGGAAUGGGAAAAACAAUCCAUUCGAUGGACUUCCAAGCUCGGUUUGCUUCAUGCUGUCCACUUUCAUAUGUCUAUCGUGGCCUACCAUGGCCGCCUGGCAUACUUACACCCGCGCUCAUAUGCCAGUUGGCAGCCUUAUGGCGUGGCGCCUGAACCCGACUCCGGAGAUGUAUGCUGCCAUAGACCCUUCUCUUCGUCCGACCAAACUUCAGAUGGCAGUACACCAUCCAGCAAUCAUCGACUGGAUUCCCUAUGCUACCCUACGCGACAAACUAGUCAUCUAUCAUUCUGCCGAUCCCCAUCUGGAUGACUUGAUCUGCGAAAUCGGCAAUUCAUAUGUCAUGGAAAUCGAUCUUGCACAACUUAUCACGGGGAUCCCUCCUACUCGAGGCUAUGUCGGGGUGUGGGAUCUUGUCCGGUCGAUCGCGCCGGAAGCCACAUCGAGUUCAGAUGCAACGAAUCUCUUCCAGCCGGAUUUCGAGAAUUCUCCGGAAACCAUUGAUGACUUUGAUGAGGAGGAAGAGCCAAACAGUGGCGCAGGUUCUUUACCUGCGCCCAACGCAAGUGUGCUCUUUGGCUCGAAAUUACAUGCUCUGAAAGCAUUCAAGUUAAUAGGGAUGCAUAAAGGAGUGGGAAACUUCUUACUCGAUCCACAUUUCUUCGACAGGCAUCCAGAACUCUUCGAUCCCACGGUCAACAUUAUAGCCCGUGGCGUUCCUCUACGUCCAGGAGAUCGAAAAUUUAUUUCAGCACCUCAACCAUUGGACUCCGGUGUAUUAGGACGGUAUAAGGAGUUGUCUUCGUGGUCACUUUCUUUAUCCUCAGCUAUGAUAACGGCGAUAUGAAACUGCCAAUCAGGGUCGCUCCACCUUCGGCGUUGCUGUCUAGGAUGGUGUGUUCUGUCUGCCGACAAGUUCCUCCCCAUGAAUGAAC